CAGUUGAAAGAAUGACAUUAGAUUAGAAUUAGUGAUCUUUAAAGUCCCUGCUAAUUGUAACCUCUAAGAUACACUUUACUUUCCAUAUAAAGAGGCUUUUGGUAAGGCAUUGCUUGGUACAGCAUUUUGCUCAAUUGAGAAGGCCAAACAAAAAAAUAGCUGCAUUUACCUCUCUGCAGGCUCAGUAAUGAUUUGAGAAGACGAGAUAAAUAUGAAGCAACUUGCAAAACAUUCCUGAAAUACAAAGCAAGAAUAAUAAUAUUUAAAUGUAAAUUGCUAUACCUCUUUAUCCAUCAAAGUGGCUUCAUUCCACUCUCUCUUUUCUGUGCUUAUAUCUUGCAUCAAGUAUUGGAUAAACCAAAGUGUGUAAGAAGAAAUAAGUGAUUUUCAUAGUUAUUAUCUUUGCAAUGGGAGUGCUAAGGUUCAAGCAUAGCUUUGCUGGGCCCAGUGGAGCAUGCCAGGCAGUGUUCAUCUUCCUUUUAACUCCUUGCUUGACUCUGGAUUUCAGAGCACCUCCUCUUAUCCCAAAUACUCCUUUCCUCUGGGCCUGGAAUGCCCCAACUGAAACUUGUGCUGGAAAGUUUAAUGUGUUGGUAGAUCUGAGCCUCUUCUCUUUAGUAGGAAGCCCCCAAAGAAAUGCCACAGGACAAAAUAUUACAUUAUUUUAUGCUGAUAGACUUGGCUACUAUCCUCAUAUAAAUACAAAGACAGGCACAAGUGUGAAUGGAGGAAUCCCCCAGUUGGGAUCCUUAAAAAAGCAUUUGGACAAAGCUAAGGGAGACAUUGCUUAUUACAUGCCAACAGACAAUGUGGGCUUGGCUGUCAUUGACUGGGAAGAAUGGAGGCCUACCUGGGUGAGAAACUGGAAAUCUAAAGAAGUUUACAAGCGUCAGUCUAUUUUGUUGGUUCAGCAGCAAAAUUUACGACUUAACAUCACAGAAGCCACCAACAUAGCCAAAGAAGAUUUCGAAAAGGCAGCAAAGAGUUUCAUGCGAGAGACUUUAAAACUGGGAAAAUCACUUAAGCCAAAUCACUUAUGGGGUUAUUACCUUUUUCCUGAUUGUUACAAUCACCGUUAUAAAAAACCCAGUUACGAUGGAAGUUGCUAUGACAUAGAAAAGAGCAGAAAUGAUGAGCUCAAAUGGUUGUGGAAGGAAAGCACUGCCCUUUUUCCAUCCAUUUACUUGAAUAGCCACUUAAAGUCUUCUCCACAAGCUGCGCUCUUUGUCAGAAAUCGUGUUCAGGAAGCCAUUCGGAUUUCUAAAUUACCCAAUGCUAAAACUCCACUUCCAGUCUUCGUAUAUGCACGUCCAAUUUUUUCUGAUAUGUCUUUGGAGUACCUUUCUCAGGAUGACCUUGUGAAUACAAUUGGUGAAAAUAUUGCUCUAGGUGUCUCUGGAACUAUAAUAUGGGGAAGCCUCAAUUUAAGCCUAAGUGAGCAAUCUUGCACAAACCUAGGCAAUUACAUGAAGACAACACUGAAUCCUUACAUAAUCAACGUCACCCUAGCAGCCAAAAUGUGUAGCCAAGUGCUUUGCCAGGAGCAAGGAGUAUGUAUAAGGAAACACUGGAAUUCAAGUGACUAUCUUCAUCUGAACCCAAAGAAUUUUGCUAUUCAAAUUGGGAAAAAUGGAAAAUACACAGUACAUGGGAAACCCACACUCAAAGACCUGCAGCAAUUUUCCAAAAAAUUUUGCUGCAGCUGUUAUGCCAACGUCCGUUGUAAAGAGAGAGUUAAUAUGAAAAACAUUGCUUCUGUCAAUGUAUGUAUUACUAAAGAUGUUUGUAUAGAUGGCUUUUUAAACUCACAACGCAGUGGUCAUCCUUCUCACUGGAGAGAUAGACCUUCUAUCGCCUUUCUCAGUAUCUCAACCUCCUCACCACCUGCCACAGCGUCUCCAUGUGUACCUGAGGAAGAUCUCGGUGCAUGUCCCGACGCCAAGUGUUCAGUGCCAGCCCAAAAGGGCUGUCAGAGUGUUAACCGGAAAAACACCUCUGGUGGUUCAGAUAUUCAAAACAAGGAAAUUGAUACAACCCCUUCGAGUACAAGUGCAGUGCUUAUUAAGUUUCCUGUCUACAUACUUUAUGUUUUGAUAUCUUUUACAUUUUUAUGUUUAAUAACUUAGCUAGCUUAAAUUAUUUUUUUACACAAGUGAUCAUACCUAUACACUGGAAGUUUUAUAUUUGAAAUGUAAAUCAAAACUGUAGCUAAGAUAGUACCUUGAUUUUUUUGAGCAAAAAUUGCUUUUUCAUGAUCAGAUUGAACUUGAAAUUAUUAUUGAUUGAUAAGCAAAGGGUGUUGACUAGCACCUUGAAUUUUACAAAAUUGUAGUCAGCGCUGUGGUACUACUAAAUCCAUUGAUACUACAUUUUGCUUUUGAAACUCAAAGUGGAAUCUUGAUUAUUAAUAUAGCAUAGAAUUCAUUUUGUAAGAUGACAUCCAAUCUUGUAUUUUCUAAUUGGCGUGAGUCUAUAGCAAAUAUUUUACAUACUUUGAACGUAUAAAAAGAACUAAGAGGUACCUGUUAUAUUCUCGGUCCUAUCAAAGAUGAUUGUAAGGCCUAAAAACACUUGGAGGUCUAGUUUCCUUCUGCGAACGUGAAGAUUUGAAUAAUGCCAAUUUGCCGCAAAUGAAUGUCUUUAUAAGUAGUUCGUAAUUUGUAAUAAAAAUGUCAAGAAAAUAUUAAGGUGAAAAACUUUAUCUUUUAAAAUGAAAUAUCUUAAAUGUACUAGUCUGCCUCAAGCACAGAACAAUGGUUUUAGUUAUUUCCUCUUGAUGAUUUGUUCAAGUUGUGUUUUAUUAAAGAUAAUCUUU
This is a messenger RNA of Ceratotherium simum simum (southern white rhinoceros), 2815 nucleotides long. Lineage: Eukaryota; Metazoa; Chordata; Mammalia; Perissodactyla; Rhinocerotidae. The record is from RefSeq and is a predicted model, not a curated record.